Molecule: messenger RNA, 1292 nt
Organism: Dendrobium catenatum
Lineage: Eukaryota; Viridiplantae; Streptophyta; Magnoliopsida; Asparagales; Orchidaceae
Exons: 2
Coding region: 1-978 (325 amino acids)
Source: RefSeq, a predicted model, not a curated record
AUGGAAGAUGAUGAUCCUGUUUGUCUUAUUUUUAAAAUCAGGAUGAGGCCUAGGGAGAAAUUGUUUUGGUGGAGAUUGUAUAAAGACAAUAUCCCAACUAAUGGUUGGCUUUGUAGACGGGGUCUUUCUACUGAUUCUUCUUGUCCUUUGGGAUGUGGUGAGGUGGAGGACAUAAAUCAUAUUACAUAUAAUUGCAAGAAGCUCCGAGAUGUCCUAACUGUUCUGGAAAACUGGGGAUUGGUGGUUCCUCGGUUUUGUUCAUUUGAUGAGUUAUGGGACUCCAUUGGGAAGUUUGCUGAUGUGAGGGAAAGUUGGGUGCCGCUGUAUUGUGUAGCUGUUCAUCAGAAUUGGGAUAACAGGAAUUCUGUUAAGCAUGGUAAAGGUGGCUGUUCUCCUGCAUACUUGGCUGCUAAUAUAUUGGAGGAAGCUUUUCAUGUUGGUAGCAGGCUGGACUCUUUUUCUGGUCCUGGAGACUUUGGUCUUGGGGCAGAUUCACCUAGCGCAGCAAGUGUUUUUGGGAAAGACAGAGGCCCAUUCUUUGAUUCAGUUCCAAGCACUCCUCUCUUCAACUCUGGCUUCUCACCCAAAUUUAAUGAAGGACUAGAUGACCACUCUUUCAAUACCUUCAGUCGAUUCGAUUCUUUCGGCAUGAACGACAGCACCUUCCCCUCGAGCGGAACCCUAGCAAGAUUCGACUCAAUGCGCAGCACAACCGAUCAAUCGCAUGAUGCCUUCUCUAGAUUCGAUUCCUUCCGCAGCAUGACCGACACACCAAGAGAGUUUUCAAGAUUUGAGUCCACGAUCGGCACAGCCGAAUCUCCUCGCAAAACCAUAGCGAGAUUCGACUCGAUCCAAAGCACCGCUGAUUAUAAUCAUGGAUUCUCCUUCGACGAUCCGGACCCCUUCGGAUCCGGGAUCUUCAAGACCUCGGAGAGCCAUACCCCCAAGAAGAACAGUGAUCCAUGGAGCUCCUUUUAACGAACUGCAUUCCCAAUGUCAUGUCCAAGGAGUUCCAUUGCAAUUCCAGUAAGAUUUGUCUCCAAUUUUGUGUGCUAUAUUAUCAUGCUUUUGUGAAUGCGUUUGUUGCAGCUUUGGGGCUUUUCUUUUCUUCAGAUUAUGUUGUCUUUCUUUAUUUGUCUAUUUUAUAGCUUGCCUGUGGAUGAAAAUAGAUUUUCUCUUAAUUUUUUUUUUUCUGAAGCCCUCUCAUUUUUUUUUUCAUGAUUUAUGGAUUGUAACUAAAAAGGUUGAUCAUUUGAACUAUAUAAAUACUUAAGGACUUCUGGUUAUGUAAA